Molecule: messenger RNA, 1883 nt
Organism: Pundamilia nyererei
Lineage: Eukaryota; Metazoa; Chordata; Actinopteri; Cichliformes; Cichlidae
Product: protein-glutamine gamma-glutamyltransferase E-like
Exons: 13
Coding region: 55-1833 (592 amino acids)
Biological process (GO): peptide cross-linking
Cellular component (GO): mitochondrion
Molecular function (GO): protein-glutamine gamma-glutamyltransferase activity
Source: RefSeq, a predicted model, not a curated record
UCCCAGCCAGAGAGCUUCUCAUUGUACCUGAACUGCUGUGGAAAGUCUAGAAAGAUGACAUCGGAGACCAAACAGUCAAUUUUUAAAGGAGUGAAUCUCAACUGUGAGACAAACAACACAGAACAUGGCACCAAAAAAAUCUCAAAGGAUCAGCUGAUUGUGAGGCGAGGCCAGCGGUUCACCGUGAAAGUUGAACUGACACAGCCGUUCAACCCCAAUCUUUACCCGCUCACCUUUACAGCAGUAACAGGAGAAAAUCCAUCUGAGGACCUGGGAACAAAGUCAUGCUUUGGUAUGCCAGACAGAAUCCAGCGUUCGCCAUCAGCAAAGGCAGUGUGGAAAGUGGAGCUAGAGAAGGGAUCCAACCCACCAACAGGCUCCUUGAAUUUGACCAUUACCCCCCCAGCUGACACUCCAAUCGGAAAGUACAACUUAACUGCCAGACAUAGGGAUGAGGAAAUAUUGUUGGCAGAACUGGUUGUGCUCUUCAAUCCCUGGUGUUCUGAUGAUUCAGUGUUUAUGCAGGAUGAGAAAGAGAGACAGGAGUUUGUGAUGAAUGAACGUGGUAUAAUCUACAAAGGAAGUGGGAACUACAUCACAUCUAUUAACUGGGACUUUGGGCAGUUUGAAGAGGACAUGAUGAAGAUUUGUCUUAAGAUGUUAGAUGUCAACCCCAAACACCUGGCAAAUGCAGCUAAUGACGUUUCUGCUCGCUGUAACCCCAUCUACGUCAGCCGUGUGGUCAGCGCCAUGAUCAACAGUAUUGAUGACUGUGGUGUCCUGGAGGGACGGUGGUCAGCUCCAUUCUGGGGUGGAACUAUACCCUCUCACUGGUCUGGCAGCUAUCCCAUCCUCAAACGUUGGUAUAACAUCGGCUGCCACCCAGUCAAAUAUGGACAGUGCUGGGUAUUUGCAGGAGUGAUGUGUUCAGUAAUGCGUCUGCUGGGCAUCCCAUGCCGUGUGGUCACCAACUACCAGUCAGCUCACGACAGCAACAAGAAUCUGAUCAUUGAUGUGUACCAUGCUGACUAUGGAGUGAGAGAGAAAGAGACCAAGGACAGUGUCUGGAACUAUCAUGUCUGGUUAGAGUGCUGGAUGAGGCGAACUGACCUGGGAAAAGAUGGUAAAUAUGACGGCUGGCAAGUUCUGGAUCCAACGCCACAGGAGAAGAGCGAUGGUGCAUACUGCUGCGGUCCAGCCUCAGUCAAAGCCAUCCUGAAUGGAGAAACCGAUCUAAAAUAUGAUGCCCCAUUUGUUUAUGCUAUGGUCAAUGCUGACUGCAUUGACUGGCUGUGUAAAGCUGAUGGCACAAUGGUGAAUAUUUUCUCUGACACCAAGAGAAUCGGACAGAAUAUCUCCACCAAGGCUGUUGGCUCCAACACAAGGCUGGACAUCACAGACAGCUACAAGUACAAGGAAGGGUCUAAUGAGGAGAGAACUGUAUUUAGAUAUGCCCUCACCAGAGAUUACUCCAGAGAUGAAGAGGAAAAGAACAAUAGAGGGACAAAUAAUCCAAUCCAGAAUGGAGGAACAACAAGUGGAACUGGGAAUGUUAAUGGUCCAGUGAGACUGAACCAAAGGACAGUUGCUGAAGUAGUUUUCAUGAACCCAAUCAACAAGAUGCUGACGGACUGCACUCUGACUAUCUCUGGAAGUGGUCUAAUGGAUGGGGAGGAAAAAUGCAUACUUCCAAAUCUGAGGCCAAGCAACAGGAUACGUAUCCAGUUGCCCUUUUUUCCAAAGAAGACUGGAAAGAAAACUCUCAUGGCUGACUUUGACUGCUCCUCCUUCAGAGACCUGAAGUGCACCUGCACUUUCGAUGUCCUACCAUAAAACCUACCAGUUUAUUUCAGGCUUAUAAUUCAUUCAUUCAUUUUUACACA